This is a messenger RNA of Anoplopoma fimbria (sablefish), 3002 nucleotides long. It is a transcript of the gene pparaa, whose product is annotated as peroxisome proliferator-activated receptor alpha a. NCBI's taxonomy places the organism in Eukaryota, Metazoa, Chordata, Actinopteri, Perciformes, Anoplopomatidae. Gene Ontology annotation, cellular component: nucleus. Gene Ontology annotation, molecular function: RNA polymerase II cis-regulatory region sequence-specific DNA binding; zinc ion binding; nuclear receptor activity. Gene Ontology annotation, biological process: hormone-mediated signaling pathway; positive regulation of transcription by RNA polymerase II; cell differentiation. The record is from RefSeq and is a predicted model, not a curated record. Bases 328 to 1761 code for a protein of 477 amino acids. The transcript has 9 exons.
UGUUUGACAGCACGCUGCGAGGCGACGCAUCAGGUCUAGUCGGCGGAGCUGAUCGGGACCCGAGCCGGGAGACGAGCACCGUCAGCACCGUCAGCACCGUCAGCAGCGUCUGGAAAUGUUUCGGAUAGCCUCCUCUGAGCUCUGGGUGCAGGUGCUGGUCUGGGCUGUUGAGGUCCCCGGGGUCCUAGCACCACUGUGACUGGUUCCUCAUGAGUCUCUUCUGCUCUUUAUCCCAUUCUUGUUUGGAUCUCUGCAACUGUCAGUGCUCAACACGUUCUUCUGGUGAGUGAGGGGUUGUUCCUCCCAGGGUUUGGCUUGAUCUCCACCAUGGCCAGGGAUCUCUUUAGCCCCCCAUCUCCACUUGGGGAUUCCCUGCUUGACAGUCCUCUGUGUGGAGACCUGAUGGAGGAUCUUCGGGACAUCUCCCAGUCUAUAGGAGAUGACACUCUGGAAUUUGAUUUUCCGGUGUACCAGAGCACUGGCUCAGGGUCUGAGAGCUCCAUCGCACUGGACACCUUGACCCCGGCCUCCAGUCCGUCGUCGGGGGUGUGUGCAGCUGCCCCGAGUCCAGAAGAGAGCCUCAGCCCCCUCAACCUGGAGUGCCGGGUGUGCUCAGACAAGGCCUCGGGCUUCCACUACGGGGUGCACGCCUGUGAGGGCUGCAAGGGUUUCUUCAGGAGGACCAUCAGGCUGAAGCUGGAGUAUGAUAAGUGUGAACGCAACUGCAAAAUCCAAAAGAAGAACCGCAACAAGUGCCAGUACUGCCGAUUCCACAAGUGCCUCGCCGUAGGCAUGUCCCACAACGCCAUCCGGUUUGGCCGGAUGCCUCAGGCGGAGAAGCUGAAGCUAAAGGCAGAAUGCAAGAUGGUGGAGAAAGAGGAGGCAAGCCCCAUGCUGACCGACCACAAGAUUCUGGUCGGGCAGAUCCACGAAGCCUACAUGAAGAACUUCAACAUGAACAAGGCCAAAGCUCGGCUCAUACUCACCGGAAAGACCAGCAAGCCGCCUUUUAUAAUUCACGACAUGGAGACGUUCCAGCUGGCAGAGAGCACGUUAACGGCCCAGGUGGUAAACAGUGACUGUCCGGAGCCCGAGAGUGGCCUCCAAGCUGGGGAGGUGGUCCUGGCUGCAGGCUGUGGGGAACUCCAGCAGAGGGAGGCUGAAGCCAGGCUCUUCCACUGCUGCCAGAGCACCUCAGUGGAGACGGUCACAGAGCUGACGGAGUUCGCCAAGGCGGUGCCGGGUUUCCAAAACCUGGAUCUGAAUGACCAGGUGACUCUCUUGAAGUAUGGCGUUUAUGAAGCCCUCUUCACCCUCCUGGCCUCAUGCAUGAACAAAGACGGCCUCCUGGUGGCCCGUGGGGGAGGUUUCAUCACCAGGGAGUUCCUCAAGAGCCACCGGCGGCCAUUUAGCGACAUGAUGGAGCCCAAAUUCCAGUUCGCCACACGCUUCAACUCCCUGGAGCUGGAUGACAGUGACCUGGCCCUUUUUGUGGCUGCCAUUAUCUGCUGCGGAGAUCGCCCAGGCCUGGUGGAUGUGCCUCAAGUGGAGCAGCUGCAGGAAAGCAUCGUUCAGGCACUCAGGCUCCACCUGCUGGCCAACCACCCGGACGACAACUUCCUCUUCCCUAGACUGCUGCAGAAACUGGCCGACCUCCGGGAGCUGGUCACCGAGCACGCUCAGUUAGUGCAGGAGAUCAAGAAAACAGAGGACACGUCACUGCACCCGCUCCUGCAAGAGAUUUAUAGGGACAUGUACUGAGUCGAUAGCACAUGGUCAUUAAGGGGGACAUGUAUUAGAAUAUUUAUGUAUGCCACUCAAAAACUGGUGUCCAUAAAUAUUUUCUGAUACUAUCAUUCACAUCAAAGUACUGUAAGUAGCGUAUUGUGCAGCUCCUGAGGAUGCACCCUGCUUUGAUCUGCAGUGGUAAGGCAGCUCUUGUAGGUGCUGUGGCUGCUACAAUGAAAGGGGAGACUGUGGGGAACAAACUUUUUGAUCUUACACCAUAGAUGUGUAGAGGUAUUUUUUUUUUAAUGCAUUGAUUUGAGAGCACCCAAUUGCUAUGGAUUGGGUCCUGGAUGCCAGCUUCUACUCAUGCAUGCACUGAUGCUAAAUAUUAAUCUUGAACAUAAAUUGAAUUGUGGUAAAAGAUGCAGACUUGUUAGAGAAAUUAUAACAUUCUAAUCCUUGAGGCAACUGAAAUGUUUGUCAUGCAAUAGGCAACUCUAUACCAAAAUAUUCCUAGUAUUUUGGAUAUUUAGUGCAUGUGAAAUGUUAAUACAAAUCGAUUGGAUUAUGUUCAGCUUUAUCAUGUCCUUUCAUUGUGUACUACUACUACUACCUUAUUGAAAUCAGCCACGUCUUCUUCAACCACUUUGAGAGUAGUGGUUGACGGAAAACCUGCAUCAGUAUUCACCAAGUGCCAUAAUGUUUCACUGCUGGAGCUCGUAUUUCCCAUACUAUGACCUCACCUUCUACAUUCACAACACAGCAAAACAGACGUCUAUUCAGUGUUUUAUCAGGGAAUGUUCUCGCAUCAUAAAUCACGAACAAGAAUGCAUUUUAAACAUGCAAUGAACUGAAAGGACCCUUGUUUCUACUGACUGCAGCCAUCAUUUAAAAAUAUUGUAAUUUAAUUUGUAAUGUAUUUAUUUUCAUCCUUAACCUACUGCUAAAAAACAACCCAACAUGAUAACAUAGCUUACCUAAGGUUUUUGUACAAAUCCUGCUUAAGACUUGUUAUUGGCCAGUGAAUAUUUUGACCACAAACACAAUAAUAUGUUAAGCUGGUUUAUGUUUUAUUUUGUAAAUAUAACAAGAAUGUGGUUGCCACAAUGAGAUUGUCUGCUGAUAGUAAAACAGACCUCAAAUAGAGGAGCCGGUUGCCUCAUUUUCUGUGUUACACUUCACCUCCCGAGUAUUGAAACACUGUUUCUUCUCAGAACGAAACUGUUUAUAUUUUGUAUCAUGAAAUGUACAAUAAAAAUACAUUUACUGAUUCA